Messenger RNA from Stereum hirsutum FP-91666 SS1, 1311 nucleotides. RefSeq names its product FAD/NAD-P-binding domain-containing protein. The coding region runs from base 1 to 1311 and encodes 436 amino acids. Gene Ontology annotation, molecular function: FAD binding. The transcript is spliced from 9 exons. The record is from RefSeq and is a predicted model, not a curated record. Lineage: Eukaryota; Fungi; Basidiomycota; Agaricomycetes; Russulales; Stereaceae. Gene Ontology annotation, biological process: secondary metabolite biosynthetic process.
AUGCCCAUAGCUCAUCUCCCUCCGACUUUCAGUGGUGGUGGUAUCGCGGGACUCAGCCUGGCCGUCACUCUUGGGAAAUAUUCACAAAUCGUUGUCGACAUCUACGAGUCUGCUCAGGAGAUGGGCACGGUCGGUGCUGGUCUUGUCGUUUGGAAACGAACAUGGGAGGUUAUGCGUCAGAUAGGGUUAGACGUCGAGAUGACAAAGAGAGGAAUUUCUCAUCCCUCCGACGGCCAAAGUCUGGGGAUGAUUUUGCGCAGAAGUGACCAGCCAACUGAAGGGAGCGAAAUCAACCGCCUCGUUUCACAGUAUUCACCUAUACCUCUACACCGGGCUGCCCUCAUCGACAUGCUAAAAAGCCGUCUUUCCGCAUCCUGCACCAUACAUACUUCCAAGACUUUGACCACAUUUAGUCAAUCAUCCCCUGGACGAUAUAUCUUACAGUUCGGAGACGAGACAAUCGCCGAAGCAGACGUUCUUGUAGGGGCCGACGGUGUCCGCUCGGUAGUGCGGCGUGUUUUGUUCAAUGACAUGCUUGACGCGGGGACCGCCUUGCCAGAACUCGAAGAUGACAAGCUUCGUGAGAUCUAUCCCACGCACCCGGUCUUGACCACAGUGGCCGCCUUCAGUUAUAGUGGAAAGGGAAAGCAUAUUAUAGCAUAUCCCAUUGCACAACAGACUUUGAUCAACGUUCUGGCGUUCGACACUCAUCAGUACCACGAAGGCAAGGCCCUCCCAGGCAGAUGGGUGAGCGACUGCUCUAAAGACGAAGUCGUUGAACGGUACAGAGGCUGGGAGCCGCAGGUUCAGGCUAUGCUCGAUAGUAUGGAGCCGACAACUUCACGAUGGGCGGUGCACGUCUGUGGUAAGAUGCCACUGUGCGUUCGCGGGAAUGUGCCGCUCAUCGGCGACGCGGUCCAUGCAAUGACGACGAACGCCUCAGCAGGGGCAGGUCAAGCAAUAGAGGACGCCUUUAUCCUCGGCCGUCUCCUCGCCACCUUAGAAUCCUUCCGAAUCUCCACCAGUACAAAUAAACACGAGCUCAUCGCCACUGCCCUCCAAAUAUACCAAGAUGCCCGUCUUUCCGUGGCUCAAGACAUCGUCGCUAGAUCGCGCGAGCUUGGCAUGCUGUACGAAUUCAAUGGACCUGCAUAUGACGGAGCUGACCGUGCGGACGAAAACGCAUUGGAGCAGUGGAGAGAAGAAAUUGCCAAGAGAUGGGAGUUUCAGUGGACGGGGAGUCCCGAAGAUGAUUGGGCGAGAGCAGAGAAACGACUCGAGGAAGUUCUUGAGGCGACGAGCUUAGAGUAG